Raphanus sativus (radish) is the source of this 1084-nucleotide messenger RNA. RefSeq lists its product as uncharacterized. NCBI's taxonomy places the organism in Eukaryota, Viridiplantae, Streptophyta, Magnoliopsida, Brassicales, Brassicaceae. The transcript has a single exon. The coding region runs from base 98 to 961 and encodes 287 amino acids. The record is from RefSeq and is a predicted model, not a curated record.
GUGAAACAGAGUCUCCUUUUCCUCUGUUUCUGUCUUAUUGACUCUUACUUUUGGAUUGAGAAAGAGAGAGAGACAGGAACUUGAAGUCCGUAAGAAAAUGAAAGACUUUACUUCCUGCUCCGGUGAAAAUGGCGUUCAGGUUACAGAUCCUUCCUCCUCGAACGCUGUAAAAGUUUCACAGAAGCUGGUCACAUGUAUCUACCGUUGCUGCAUCAGAGGUAAGACUUGUUUGAUCACAGUCACAUGGACUAAGAAUCUGAUGGGUCAGUGUGUGACCGUGGAAGUCCAUGAUUCUUGCAACCGAAGUCUCUGUAAAGUCGAGAUCAAGCCCUGGCUCUUCACUAAACGAAAAGGGUCCAAGAACCUAGAAGCGUAUUCUUGUAACAUAGAUGUCUAUUGGGAUCUCUCCUCUGCUAAAUUCGGAUCCAGCCCUGAACCUUUAGGUGAGUUCUACGUAGGUGUUGUUGUGGAUAAAGAGAUGAUCCUUCUUCUUGGUGAUAUGAAGAAGGAAGCUUUCAAAAAGACUACUGCACCGUGUUCAUCUCUUAGUGCUGUGUUUAUUGCCAAGAAAGAGCAUGUUUUUGGUAAGAGAACGUUUGCAACAAAGGCUCAGUUCUCAGGUGAUGACAAAACACACGAUCUUGUGAUUGUGUGUGAUACAAGUGUCACUGAUCCUUGCCUUAUUGUUUGUGUUGAUGGGAAGACGUUGAUGGAGGUGAAGCGGCUUCGUUGGAAGUUCCGUGGGAAUGAUACGAUAGUUGUGAAUAGGGUCUCUGUGGAAGUUCUCUGGGAUGUUUAUAGUUGGUUCUUUGGGGUAACAUCAUCACCAGGGAGUGCUGUGUUUAUGUUCAGGACUUGCCAAGCUGUUGAGAAGACCUUAUCUUCCACGCAGGUCCCAAAGAGCUUGAAACCUCAGAGUUUUGGGUUUACAUUGUUUCUGUACGCUUGGAGGAACGAGUAGUGGAGAAGUUUUGAGAAGAUUAAAAAAAAUGAACUGUUGAUUCUUGUUUAUUUAUAUGUCAUAUGAUCAGUUUCAUAUGUUAGACUAUGUACAUUAGACUUGUAAAGACUUGUUCAAACUCAA